AACGCGAGGAGUAAGAAGUGAAAAGGGGAAAGGGUUUCUAACGAACAACGUUCAAAAUUGAAUUAUAGUUGUAUUUUGUGAUUGUCGUCAUCAUGGAAACAGAAACCAAGCCGGUAAGGAGACCCGGAAAAUCAGCCAGCGCCAAUAAAGCUCGAGAAACUGAUCAAAAAAAGGAUUCUCCCAAAGACUCUAAGAAGUCGAAGGUUGGAGAUGACACCCAGCAGACAGAACGCGAUCCAGAGCUAAAAUAUGGCCCGAUGCCCAGAUUUCCUCACCAACGUGUUUGGACCAGGGCUGUGAUGAUCCUAGCUCUGCUAACGGUAGUUUACUUUUCUUACAAGACUGGAAAAGAAGUGCCACUUGCUCGUCAGCAUGAAAUUCUACAUCAACGAAAGCAACCCUUGGAAUGUUCUGACUCUUUUAAGGCAGAGGUGGAACAUUAUCCAGGCUGCGUUCCCGAAAAGUGUGGAAGACUCAUCUCUGACAGUCUGAUAACUGCUGCUGAGGCCCAGGCCAUGCUUGAAAUUGCAAAACGAGGCCUUAAUCUUGGUGGCUCACUUGGAGGGGCAUCCAUCCUUGAUUUGCACUCUGGUGCUUUGUCUGUUGGGCGUACUUUCAUAAAUAUGUACUUGACUGAAAAAGGAAAAAAUAUUUAUCGUAAAUCGGAUUUUGAUACCUACAAGCAAGUUCGAAUGAAAAUACACCGUGCUGUUGCCCAAAACUUCAAGAUUUCACCCGAUGUACUAUAUCUCACUCACCCAACCUUUUUCUCAAGAUUAACUAAUCUCCCUCCUGGCACAGAACAUGAUGAGUACUGGCAUCCUCAUGUUGACAAGGAUACAUAUGAGUCAUUCCAUUACACUUCACUUCUGUAUUUGUCUGAUUAUGGUGAGGAUUUUGAUGGAGGCCGUUUUGUUUUCAUUGAUAAAGAUAAUGUCAAUUCUACAGUUGAACCCAGAAAAGGAAGAGUCUCCAUGUUUACCUCCGGAAAAGAAAAUACACACUUUGUGGAACGAGUUCGCUCUGGUACAAGAUUUGCUAUGACUGUCUCCUUUACUUGUGAUCCUAAGCAUGCAAUAUCAGAUCCCAAUGGGAAAGUUUUAAAGCGUGUUCCCAAGUAAAAUUUAAUCAUGUGUCAGAUAGAUUCACAUUUUGAAACAAGUUAGAGAAGCAAUUUAUCAAUUUUGCUAAGUGGUACUCGUUCUUUGCCUUCAGGUGACACAAAUGUAAUCUCAGUAUUUCAGUCAAUAUAAGGCGUAAACCAUUUAACUGAUGUCUUCUGAAUAGUUCAAGGUUUUGGUAACAACAUUACUUCAGAGAAAAAUAAUGCUUGUAUAGUACAAUCUAUGGGCAUUGAACUUGGGUUUAGAGAUCGGGGGAGCAGGGCUGUAUCCAUUGGUCUACAUCACGUUACAUGGCUGGGGUGCGCUAACAAUGCCCCUAGAGGAACGGGGCUUCCCUGAGACCUAGCGGCGAGAGGACGCAUGCGCCGGCACCGUUGUUGAGGUUAAAACCGUGGGACUUAGGCUGGCAACAGCACAACAUCUAGUAAUCUCAAAAAAUCAUGUAAUAAACGGGUAAAAUUCAUAAGAGGAGAAUUUUAGGACUCAUUGUUGGCUUUCUAAUGAGUCACAACACUUGGUCCUAAAUGUUUAACUUUGCAAAAUAUCCUAUUCCAUCAUUCAGUCCAGAACUUGCACUUCGCUCCUAUUGAUUUUAAGGUAAAAAGUGCUUCAUGGUAACAGAAAAAAGCUUCUAACAUUAGUUUCUCACCAAAACCAUACCUAUUCAAAAAAUAUUACAUUACAAUUGUGUGUUAAGUAUUUACUGAGUUAAACAUGUGUCACCAAGUUGUGUCUUACCAAACACAAUACUCGUCUUUACCUUUGUAUGGAUAUAGAAAGUAGGUAAAGAACGAGUAAAAAUAGAUAAGAAAUUACUGCAUAGUAUAUAAAACCAGAACAGCAUUAGGCUCUUGUUUUUGUAGCCCCAUAAUUAUUUAUUUCAAAGUUUCUUCUUAAUGAAAUGUAAUGUGAUGCUCAAGUAUUAAAAUGUUCAAUCUCUCAAUCCACAUUAAACUCCAAGGGCUUGUGACUUAUCUUUCAGCCAAGAAGACUGUUGUCAGAUGAACAUGAAGAUAGACCAUAAUUGAUCCAUAUAAGUUCCUAUGCCUGUAAUUUCGUGUGGUUGAACAUUCCUGUUAACUGCUAGUUAGUACCUUCUUUGUGUAUUGGUAAUUGUAAAACAUAUCAUUAUCAUAAGAAUUUUUAAAAAUUCGUGUUUUUAUACAGCAAUUGUCUUUUAUUCAUCUAGUGUAAUCUUAGAAGUUAAUUCAAAACUAGUCCCCUCUUCCGAACAAAAUGUACAUUGCAUUUGGUAGGAAUUUUGUUAAUUUCUUCCUCAAGUAAAGCCUACUUUUUGUUGCCUUGUGAGUUUCAUUGUUUAACAUUCCAUUGAAAAAGGAGCAUUAGAGACUUAUUAUUGUGCUCACUAGCAUUACCUUAUGCCAUUACUUAUUUAUUGUUCUUUGUCCUAAUUGUUAUUUAGUCACUAUUGCUCAUGAGAUUAUGUGGGAAUAAUUAAUUAUGUAGAGGAUUCUUUUUGUCAAUUUUGAAAUUACAGUUAUAGUAAUUGCCACUAAAUUGGGAACUAGAGAUGCAGACCAAAGAAAGAGUUUGGAGAGUCUUGAAUUUCUCAGACCAAUAGGACAGGUCAUGAACCAUGAACAGGCUGAAGGAUAUUGUGGUAGUGACUGAGACCUGGAUUUUUGUAUGCUAGUUUUUCUAAAGCUUGAUCUACUUGAGAAGUGGGCCAUAAAAUGUGAGAAGAAUCAGCAACGACCGUCCUAGCAUAACACUUAUUUGUUCCAUGUUUUACACACUUACACGUUUUCAUAACUUUUCUUAUUUUGUUAUCACAAACUGUACUCAUGAAUUAUGAUAUCGAUGUUAGUAAUUUUAAUAAAGAACACAAAAAGA
Messenger RNA from Thrips palmi, 2978 nucleotides. RefSeq names its product 2-oxoglutarate and iron-dependent oxygenase domain-containing protein 3-like. The record is from RefSeq and is a predicted model, not a curated record. Lineage: Eukaryota; Metazoa; Arthropoda; Insecta; Thysanoptera; Thripidae. Gene Ontology annotation, cellular component: membrane. Gene Ontology annotation, molecular function: oxidoreductase activity, acting on paired donors, with incorporation or reduction of molecular oxygen; iron ion binding; L-ascorbic acid binding. The transcript is spliced from 6 exons. The coding region runs from base 93 to 1121 and encodes 342 amino acids.